UCUUUCGUUCCCUAAACCUGCUUUUACGUUGUUUGAAUUGAAGAUAGCUUCCCUUCCUUCACCACGAAAUGGCUAGCGAGGCUCUGAGGAAUUCUUCAUCAAUUUCAGCGUCUCUCUUCCUUAUUCCAUGCUCGCUUAGUCGCUUGCGUUCUUCCAUACACUACCCAGAAGCUGGUUCGCGAAUCAGUCUCUCUCGAAGAACGACGACAAGAAAAUUUCUCGCUGGAACUACCUCAAUUCGUUGCUCAGGAAGUACUAACCAAACCCUGAGGACUUGCAAGAAUUGCAAAACUCAGUUCGACCCCUUACUCAAUCACCCCCAGGCUUGCCGAUUUCACACCGCUCAUUUCGGUGCUUGUGCUCGCAAUGGGGAUUUCAUGGAGGUGUUUGAUCUGUUCAAAAGCAUGCAAAUGUCUAAAACCCUGCCCGACAAGUACACAGUUAUGAGCCUCUUAAGCGUUUGCCCUAAGCUUAACAGUCUGGCAUUAGGAAGUUCUGUUCAUGGAUUUGUCAUAAAGAAUGAAGUCAGGUGUUGUGAUUUAUUUGUGUGCAACGUUCUGAUAGACAUGUAUUCCAAAUGUGGUAGUGUUGGGAGUGCUGUGAAAGUCUUCAAUCAAAUGAGAGAGAGAAAUUUGAUCUCGUGGACUGCUCUAAUUUCAGCACUAGGGAUUCAUGGUUAUGCACAUGAGGCUCUCAAAAGGUUCAGAGAAAUGGAACUCCUUGGAUUCAAGCCUGAUAAGGUUGCUUUUAUUGCUGUGCUUUCAGCUUGCAGACAUGGGGGUUUGGUGGAGGAAGGUUUGGAGUUAUUUCAAUGCAUGAAACAGAUGUAUAGAGUUGAACCCGAGAUGGAUCACUAUGAAUGUGUUGUGGAUUUGCUGAGUAGAUUUGGGCAUCUUCAGGAGGCAGAACAACUUAUCAGCAUGAUGCCUUUCCAGCCAAAUGCUAUCAUAUGGCGUUCUUUCCUUGCUGGUUGCAAUAGAUUUAGCCACACAGAGGAGCAAGUACGGGGAUAGGGAAACAAGUUGGGACCAACCUAAGGUGUUCAACUUUAUCAACAGAGGUGGAUGUAGAUGGCCUCUAAAGCUUAUGGAAUCUGUUUUUUUCCCAGGAACAGUUGACAAACUUGUCUCGUUUUAUUGGUGAUUAUUGAGACAAGAGAAAGAAUUUUGCA
Messenger RNA from Macadamia integrifolia, 1171 nucleotides. Its product is annotated as pentatricopeptide repeat-containing protein At3g58590-like. Gene Ontology annotation, molecular function: RNA binding; protein binding. Gene Ontology annotation, biological process: RNA modification. NCBI's taxonomy places the organism in Eukaryota, Viridiplantae, Streptophyta, Magnoliopsida, Proteales, Proteaceae. The record is from RefSeq and is a predicted model, not a curated record. The transcript is spliced from 2 exons. The coding region runs from base 69 to 1013 and encodes 314 amino acids.